AUUGACCCAACGGCUGCAAACGGGCAAUCCAGAUUUCAGCAGUCUGCUAGAAAUUCCACCGAGCUCCCGUGUCUAGUCGUUCUUUCGAUCUAUAAAAAGUGUUAAUUCCAAGAAUCAAUAAUGGAAACCGAAAGUCACUCUACGUUUUUGAUGGAAUUUCAUACUCAGCAAGAAAAGUUUUCUAGUCCUGAUGAAUUGAUCUCUCCAAUCAAGGAAUUAUUGGAAAAGUAUAUCGGGGAAGUCAAAGAGGUUUAUCGGAGGUGUAGCGAUCAAUCCGUAAGUCUUGUCUUGGAUUGUGCCCAGAAAUCCAUUGCCACCGUUCAGCUGAAAAGUUCUGGACUCGUAUUAAUGAACAUUGACAUUGGAGGGGAAGAUUCUUCUGCAUUCAAUCAAGAAGCAUCGAAAAAGUUUGAAACAGAUGUUAAGGAGAAACUGGCUGUUGUGGCUAGCAAAACUAUUUGCCCAAUCAAAAGAGGGGGCCCAUUGGAUAGAUUCCGCUAUCUUACCAGUUCAGAUGAAAGGCUGUUGGAGUAUGAUGUUGACCGAGUUGUUGCUGAUGUCCACUCACCAUUUCAACACAUUCAGAUCUUUCACACCAUCAACUUUGGCAAUCUUUUAGUGCUUGAUGACCUUCAGAAUUUGGCUGAGAGUGAUCUAGUCUACACUGAAACUUUGAUCCAGAGAGGAAAAAUUGAUUACACUGGUAAAGAUGUUUUGAUUUUGGGUGCUGGAGAUGGUGCAUUACUAUGGGAAUUGCUUAAAGAAAAUCCAAAUAUGGUCACUAUGGUCGAGAUUGACGAAACUGUAAUGAAACUAUGUAGCCAGCACUUGCGCUCUGCGUGCGGAUCAGCUCUGGAUUCCACUACCGGACCUCACCACCGCAUCAUUGUCGGAGAUUGUCUGGCAGAGUUGGACAAGCUGAAGAGCGAAAACGUCCAAUUUGAUUUCGUAUUUUCCGACUUGACUGAUAUUCCGUUGUCAAUUAAACCACAAAAUAAGGAAUGGCAGUUUCUACUCGACGUAAUGGAGAAAUCUCUUAGUGUACUAAAGCCCAACGGACAAUUUUUGACGCACGGGAGCGGUGUGUCUUCAGUUCAAUCGCUGGCCGAUUUCGAAUUGCAUUUGAAGAACUUGAAGCCCCAAGUCGAGUUCAAACGUUGCCAAGCUUUUGUUCCGUCGUUUAUGGAGGAUUGGGUGUUUUAUCAAGUCUGGAAGUUGGCGAACGAAUAGUUGACAUGAAAGUGUUAAAUGAUUGAGAGAGAUGACAGUUGGUGCAUCGUGCAAUACCUUUGUUGCUGGUCAUCAUCACGCCGCUUCACUGCCAUUCAAAUUAAUGUAAAAUGCGCGUCGCUAUUGUUGAAACAUGCAACAAAUUAGUCAUAAAUUAAUGGGUUUACAUCCCUGCGUGAUCUUGAAUUGAUUCCUUGCAACCCUUUUUGCUGCUUUCAGCAAAUGCACUUCUUGAUUAUGCUUCCUUGUGAGCUGGUUUUUGGCUCUUGUCAGUCUUUAUUUAAUGCAGUUGAUUGAUUGUUUCAGUUAGUAAUGUGAUAUUUGGAGUUAGCUCAAUAAAACGAUUGAAUUCCUUA
This is a messenger RNA of Daphnia pulex (common water flea), 1586 nucleotides long. It is a transcript of the gene Sms, whose product is annotated as spermine synthase-like. Gene Ontology annotation, biological process: spermine biosynthetic process. The transcript is spliced from 8 exons. Lineage: Eukaryota; Metazoa; Arthropoda; Branchiopoda; Diplostraca; Daphniidae. The record is from RefSeq and is a predicted model, not a curated record. Gene Ontology annotation, molecular function: spermine synthase activity. The coding region runs from base 121 to 1230 and encodes 369 amino acids.